AUGGGAGAUCCAUCAUCAGGUCCUUCGAAGGGACUCGCAGAUGUGCCGGAGAAACAGAUUUCGGCCGGAGAACCGUCAUUGCCUUCAACGCCUGAGGGUGAUCAAACACCCAAGGUGGUCGACGUCGCUGAGGAUUCGAAGGAGAAGACCGAGGAGAAAAAUGCUGCCGAGCAGUCUGCCUCGCUCAAGGACUAUUUUAGAGUCCUCUCGUAUACAACCAGGAAAGACCGGCUGGUCCUCGCAGUCGCUCUCAUUUGCUCUAUGGCUUCCGGCGUGCCGCUACCUAUCAUGAAUAUCGUUUUCGGUAAUCUGGUCGGCGAAUUUACAGGAUUCUUCACGCCAGGCUCUUCGACUACCCAAGCUGACUUUAAAGCAUCAGUCAGCCGACUGAGCUUGUACAUUGUAUACCUUUUCAUCGCCAAGUUUACGUUGACAUAUUUUUCCAUGUACUGUUUCCGCGUCAUCAGCCUGCGAGUCUCAGCAGCCCUGCGACUGGAAUACAUGACCUCUCUCUUCGCCCUACCCAUCAGCAAACUGGACCAAGUUUCAGUCGGCACAGUCGUGAAUGCCAUCACCACUCUCUCUAACUCGAUCCAGCAAAGCAUUUCGGACAAACUAGCAAUCCUAUUCCAGUCCCUCGCACUGCUAAUUGCUGCCUACAUCAUCGCCUUCAAAUAUUCCUGGGCCCUGACUCUCGCCACCAGCUCCGCUAUCGUGUUCAUCCUCGUCGUCUGCAGCAUUACACUACCCGCCGUUACCAAGGUCCAGCAGAAGGUGGAUAAAGCCGACGAAAAGCAUUCGGCAAUUGCAGCAGAGGUAUUUGGCUCGAUUCGAACUGUCAUCUCGCUCGGUGCCCAGGCGCCUCUGUCGAAGAAAUACCGAAGCUGGGUCGAGGAAUCACGGAAUCGAGGCCGAAGCAUGGCCCUGCUCAUGGGCGCCCAGUUCGGCCUCAUGUUCUUCGCCAUGUAUGUCAGCUACUCGCUGGCAUUUUGGCUCGGCCUGAAGCUCUUCCGUGAGGGCCACAUUGCCAACAUCAACACCGUUAUUGUAGUCUUCUUUUCGAUCAUGAUUGCAGUAAGCGUCCUCGGAAAUAUCGCCUCGCCUUUGAUGAUGGUUUCCAAGGCCGCCGGCGCGGCAGUGUCGUUCUUCGAAAUCAUCGACUCCGAGAGGAUAACCUACGACGGCAUCCGUGACACGGAAAUGCUGGUCCAAGGCGACAUCAUUUUCAAAGAUGUGGAGUUUACGUACCCUGCCCGACCAGACAGCAAAAUACUCAUGGGGCUGAAUGCGAGAUUCGAACGGAACAAGACCACGGCAAUCGUCGGCCCCUCUGGAUCUGGAAAGAGUACUAUUGUCGCCCUGGUUGAGAGAUGGUAUACGCCGCAAGAAGGCGCGCUCUUCGUGGGUGAACGAAGCGUCGAAGAGUUGGACCUGAAGUGGUGGAGAUCUCAGAUCGGCCUUGUGCAACAGGAACCUUUCCUCUUCAACGAUACCAUUCUCAAGAACGUCUCGUAUGGCCUGGUUGGCACAAAGUGGGAGAAUGAGCUUGACGAGGUGAAAGCUAGUCUGGUGGAGAACGCUUGCAAAGAAGCAUUCGCGGAUGAGUUCAUUGAGCGCCUACCCGAGGGAUACGCGACCGUGGUGGGAGAGAACGGCGUCAAGCUGAGCGGUGGCCAGAAACAGCGAUUGGCUAUAGCCCGAAGUAUCGUGAAGCAACCGAAGAUUCUGAUCCUGGAUGAGGCGACCAGCGCGAUCGAUGUCCGCGGAGAGAAGAUCGUCCAAGCGGCGCUGGAUCGCGUUUCCGAAAACCGCACCACAAUCGUGAUCGCCCACAGACUAUCCACCGUUCGCCGUGCAGACCGAAUCCUGGUCCUCAGAGGAGGCAUCAACAUCGAAGAAGGCUCACAUGAUGAGCUUCUGGCGAUGGAAAAUGGGCUUUAUCGUGACCUGGUCAAUGCGCAGAAACUUGAUAUUGAUGCUGAGGACGAGGCCGACCCGAUUGAGGUCACUGCUGCCUUGAAGGAGGAGCUCGAUCAUUCUACGAGCGUCGUUAUCGAGGGAUCCGAAGAUGAGACGCAGGAGAAGUAUAAGAAUCGUGGCUUCUUCAGGAGUGCUGGGCUUUUCAUCUUUGAGGCGCGCUCUCAUUGGUUUAUCUGUCUUACUGCUAUCGUGGGGAUAAUGGGAGCUGCAGCUGCUUUCCCCCUACAAAGCUGGCUAUUCGCGCAUAUCAUCAACGUCUUCAGUUAUCAGGGCCAGAAACUGGUUGAUGCUGCUAACUUCUGGUCGCUGAUGUUCUUUGUCUUAUCCCUUGGUAUCGCAGCAUGCUAUUCUGCCGUGGGAUACUCAGCUAGUAGACUCUCUGUCGAAAUAUCUUCGUCAUGCCGGAACGAGUAUUUCCAAAACAUUCUGCGCAAGCCUGUCCCCUUCUACGAUUUGAAUGACAACGCAUCCGGUUCGCUGGUAUCACGUUUAGCCACCGACCCCAGACAAAUCCAAGAUUUGAUCGGACUCAACGGAGUCUUCCCAGUGAUUUCAGUUUGCAGUAUGCUCGGCUGCAUCGCAAUCGCCUUUUCCUUUGGUUGGAAACUCAGUCUCGUCGCCGUCUUUGCCGCUCUCCCCUGCGUGUUCCUCGCCGCAUUUAUGCGCAUUCGAUACGAGCUGCAGUUCGACUCAAUGAAUGCAGAGGUCUACUCUGGCAGCUCCCAGUUUGCAGCGGAAGCCAUCGAGGCAUUCCGGACUGUAUCAGCGCUAACCAUGGAAAACGCCAUCUUGGACCGAUACUCUAGAAUGCUGAGAGAGCAGCAAAACAAAGCUUUCCGCAAAGCUUGGCUUGCUACGCUGGUAUUUGCAUUUUCUGAUAGUGUUGAGUUGUGCGCCAUGGCACUCACCUUCUGGUAUGGUGGCCAGCUUCUCGCAUCGAGGGAAUAUGAACCUGCAUCCUUCUACAUCGUGUACAUGUCAAUCAUCAUGGGCGGACAGCAAGCGGGCCAGUUCUUCAGCUUUGGACCGAAUAUCGCACAGGCUACAGCGUCUGCCAAUCGGAUUUUGGGUUUCCGCCCGACUGCCAACGACAUUGAUAAUGACAUCAAGAAGCGGAUCCCGGAUCGGUCCUCCCGGUCCGGCGCUCGUAUAGAGUUCAAGGACCUUGCAUUCAAAUACGCGUCUCAAGAAACCCCCUUGUUCACUAACUUAGAUGUGAACAUUGAGAGUGGCCAAUUCGUCGCCUUUGUGGGUGCCUCAGGCUGCGGCAAAACCACGCUGAUAUCCCUGCUCGAGCGAUUCUACAGUCCUUUCAAAGGAACUAUUCUCAUCAAUGGCGAAGACAUCAGCGGCCUCGAAAAUGAAUCAUACAGGAGAUCGCUGUCACUGGUGGCUCAGGAACCGCGAUUAUUCGAAGGCACAAUCCGUGACAACAUCACCCUCGGACUCGACAGUUCCGAAUAUACCGAGGAAGAACUAAUACAAGCAUGUACCGAUGCUGAAAUUCACAGUUUCAUCACAUCUCUGCCAGAAGGCUAUUCCACCGAGCUAGGAAUCAAAGCCCAAACGGCUCUAAGCGGAGGCCAGCGACAACGACUUUGCAUCGCGCGUGCCUUGCUCCGCAAACCGUCUCUCCUCCUCUUGGACGAGGCCACAUCAAGUCUUGAUUCAAAGUCGGAGAAGAUCGUUCAAGCUGCUAUGGAGAAACUUGCAGCGCGAAGAAGCAUGACGAUUGUCGCUGUCGCGCACAGACUAGCGACUAUCCAGAAAGCGGAUGUUAUUUUCGUUUUCGGCGAGAGCCAGAGUGGAAGGGGUUCGCGGAUUGUUGAGCAGGGAUCACAUCACGAGCUGUUGCGGAAUAAGGGGAUGUAUUGGCAAAUGUGUCAAGCGAAUGGGCUCGAUCGGUGA
Molecule: messenger RNA, 3888 nt
Organism: Penicillium argentinense
Lineage: Eukaryota; Fungi; Ascomycota; Eurotiomycetes; Eurotiales; Aspergillaceae
Product: ABC transporter permease/ATP-binding protein
Exons: 10
Coding region: 1-3888 (1295 amino acids)
Biological process (GO): transmembrane transport
Cellular component (GO): membrane
Molecular function (GO): ATP hydrolysis activity; ABC-type transporter activity; ATP binding
Source: RefSeq, a predicted model, not a curated record